Raphanus sativus (radish) is the source of this 3466-nucleotide messenger RNA. Its product is annotated as phytosulfokine receptor 1. The transcript has a single exon. Gene Ontology annotation, biological process: protein phosphorylation. Gene Ontology annotation, molecular function: receptor serine/threonine kinase binding; protein kinase activity; ATP binding. The coding region runs from base 338 to 3397 and encodes 1019 amino acids. NCBI's taxonomy places the organism in Eukaryota, Viridiplantae, Streptophyta, Magnoliopsida, Brassicales, Brassicaceae. The record is from RefSeq and is a predicted model, not a curated record.
GUAAACACAUCAGAGGAAAUAAACCAAACACCCAACUCCUAACACUUUCUCUCUCUAGAAGCCUGCAUUUAAAGACCCACCACUUGCUGUAGGUCUCUAGCGUGUUGAAGUCAAAAGUAGCCAUUUCUCUCUCUCUCUCUCUCUCUCUAUUGCUUCAUCUUCAUUGAUCGUCAACUAAAAAUGGCGACAACCAGAAAACCCCAUCUUGUAUUCUCUCUGAUUCCUCAAGGGUUUUAUUGAUUUUUUGAUUAAAAGCACACUUGCUCCUUCCUUCUCUCGGUACCAAAAAAAAAACAUCACAAAAGCUUCUUCCUUUAUUUUUGUCUCUGUACUUGAAAUGCGUGUGUGGGUGGUUGUCAUCGUCCUAACAGAGCUGCUACUAUGCUUUCUCUGGGCCUCGGAAUCUCAGACCCUCCUCACGUGCCACCCGCGUGACCUCGAGGCCCUGCGUGACUUCAUAUCCAAUCUCAAACCCAAACCAGACGAUUGGUCCAUCAACGACGAUUGCUGCAACUGGACCGGAGUCACCUGCAACAACAACAACAACAACAACAACUCUUCUCGCGUCACCAAACUCGAGCUCGGGAACAAAAAGCUGUCGGGGAAACUGUCCGAAUCUCUAGGUGCGCUAGAUCAGAUCACGGUCCUCAACCUCUCACGCAACUUCAUCAGAGACUCGAUCCCUCUCUCCAUAUUCAACCUAACCACUCUCCAAACCCUCGAUCUGAGCUCCAACGAUCUCUCCGGAGAGAUCCCUCCGAACACCGUGAACCUCCCUUCCCUCCAAAGUCUCGACCUUUCCUCCAACAAACUCAACGGCUCCCUCCCUUCCCACCUCUGCCUCAGCUCUCCUCGAAUCAGAGUGAUAAAACUCGCCGUUAACUACUUCGCCGGAGACUUCCCUCCCGGGCUCGGAGACUGCCUCCUCCUAGAGCAUCUCUGCCUCGGCAUGAACAACCUCACCGGUAUCAUCCCUCGAGAUCUCUUCCGUCUCCAAAGGCUAAACCUUUUAGGUCUUCAAGAGAAUCGUCUCUCUGGUCCGUUGAGUCCUGAGAUCGGUAACCUCUCUGCUCUCGUUCGUCUCGAUGUUUCGACUAACCACUUCUCCGGUUCGAUCCCCGACGUGUUCGGGGAGAUGACUCGGUUGAAGGAGCUCUUAGCUCAAUCCAAUAGAUUCACCGGAGGGAUCCCUAGUUCGUUAUCGAACUCGCCCAGUUUGAAUCUGCUUAACUUGAGGAACAACUCCUUAACCGGUCUUUUGCGAUUGAACUGCACGGCGAUGGUUGGUUUAAACUCUCUCGAUUUAGGUACUAACCGGUUUAACGGCCGGUUACCUGAGAAUCUCCCGGUUUGCAAACGGUUAAAGAACGUUAACCUCGCUCGCAACUCCUUUGGCGGACAAGUCCCCGAGAGUUACAAGGACUUCCAGAGCCUCUCUUUCUUCUCCUUAUCCAACUCGAGCUUGUCAAACAUAUCAUCAGCUCUCAGGAUCCUUCAAAGCUGCAAGAACUUGACCACUCUCGUUCUCACGUUAAACUUCCACGGAGAGGCUUUACCACCUGACGGAGACGCGACUCCUCUUCGUUUCGAGAAGCUCAAGGUGCUUGUGGUUGCGAAUUGUAAACUUACCGGUUCGAUACCGAGAUGGUUAAGCUCGAGUAAUGAUCUUCAGUUACUGGAUCUUUCGUGGAACCGGUUAACCGGAGCUAUACCGAGCUGGAUAGGUGACUUCAAGGAUCUUUUCUACUUGGACUUAUCCAACAACUCUUUCACAGGAGAGAUCCCAAAGAGCUUAACUAAACUCCAGAGCCUCACGAGCCGUAACAUCUCGUUAGACGAGCCGUCUCCUGACUUCCCUUUCUUCAUGAAGAGGAACGAGAGCGCCAGAGGUUUGCAGUACAAUCAGAUCGUCGGCUUCCCGCCGACGAUCGAGCUUGGUCACAACAACCUCUCUGGACCUAUCUGGGAGGAGUUCGGCAAUCUCAAGAAGAUUCACGUGUUUGAUCUCAAGUGGAACUCGUUGUCUGGCUCCAUCCCUAGCUCGUUGUCCGGUAUGACUAGCUUGGAGGUUCUUGAUCUUUCUAAUAACCGUCUCUCCGGUUCGAUCCCGAGCUCUCUUCAGAAGCUCACUUUCUUGUCCAAGUUCAGUGUAGCUAGUAACAAUCUCUCUGGGAGGAUACCUUCGGGUGGUCAGUUUCAGACGUUCCCGAACUCGAGCUUCGAGUUUAACGAUCUAUGCGGGGAGCACAGGCUCCCCUGUUCCGGAGAUGAAGUGAACGGAACAACGACAUUGAUCAUGCAUUCGAGAAGAAGAAGAAGCAGAGGAGCUGAGAUUGGGAUGGCAGUUGGGAUCGCGUUUGGUUCGGUCUUCCUUCUCACUCUUCUCACUUUGGUCGUGUUGCACGCGCGUAGAAGGUCAGUGGAAGUUGAUCCGGAGAUGGAAGAAGAGAACAUGAACAUUAAAGAAGUGGAAGAGAUGGGGUCUAAGCUUGUGGUUCUGUUUCGAAACAACAACAACGAUAAAGAAGAUCUCUCCUUUGAUGAUAUUCUUGACUCCACAAACAACUUCGACCAAGCUAAUAUUAUUGGAUGCGGCGGGUUCGGUCUGGUUUACAAGGCGGUGUUACCAGACGGAAGCAGAGUAGCCAUCAAAAGGUUAUCAGGAGACUGCGGUCAGAUCGAGAGAGAGUUCAAAGCAGAAGUCGAAACACUCUCGAGAGCGCAGCAUCCGAAUCUUGUCCUCCUCCAAGGGUUCUGUUUCUACAAAACCGACAGGCUUUUGAUCUACUCUUACAUGGAGAACGGAAGCUUGGACUACUGGCUACACGAGCGCAACGACGGUCCAGCUCUGCUGGGUUGGAAAACACGUCUUAGGAUCGCUCAGGGCGCUGCGAGAGGGUUGUUUUACUUGCAUGAAGCUUGUGAUCCUCACAUCUUGCACCGUGAUAUCAAGUCCAGCAACAUUCUUCUCGACGAGAACUUUGAUUCUCAUUUAGCGGACUUUGGACUCGCGAGGCUGAUGAGUCCUUACGAUACGCAUGUGAGUACUGAUUUGGUUGGGACUUUGGGUUACAUUCCUCCUGAGUAUGGACAAGCUUCGGUUGCUACGUUUAAAGGUGAUGUGUAUAGCUUUGGAGUUGUGCUUCUUGAGCUUUUGACUGAUAAGAGACCGGUGGAUAUGUGUAAACCCAAGGGAGGGAGGGAUUUGAUCUCGUGGGUUGUGAGGAUGAAGAGUGAGGGUCGAGCUAGUGAGGUUUUUGAUCCGUUUAUUCAUGGUAAAGAGAUUGAAGAAGAAGAGAUGUUUAGGGUUCUUGAGGUUGCUUGUUUGUGUUUGAGCCAUAACCCGAAACAGAGACCAACCACUGAACAGUUAGUCUCUUGGCUUGAUGAUGUCUAGAUCCUCUCUUUGCAGAGAUUACAGUGUGAUACAAUGUGAAUAGUUUCUAAAGAAUAAUUUGUUUCUUCA